This is a messenger RNA of Cordyceps fumosorosea ARSEF 2679, 1590 nucleotides long. RefSeq names its product serine carboxypeptidase S28. Gene Ontology annotation, biological process: proteolysis. Gene Ontology annotation, molecular function: dipeptidyl-peptidase activity; serine-type exopeptidase activity. The record is from RefSeq and is a predicted model, not a curated record. The transcript is spliced from 2 exons. The coding region runs from base 1 to 1590 and encodes 529 amino acids. NCBI's taxonomy places the organism in Eukaryota, Fungi, Ascomycota, Sordariomycetes, Hypocreales, Cordycipitaceae.
AUGUGGAGUUGCCGGCUUGGCUAUGCAGCCACCAUCGUCCUAGCCAUCGCCCAAUCCGCCACCGCCAUCAAGCCAAACGGGGUCCCAAGCCUCCCAGAAAGCCUCAGACUCAAAUAUGGCCAGGUAGCCUUGUCUAGCAGCAUCCAAGAGUUGAACGUCUCCGUGCCCGUCGACCACUUCCACAACGAGACCCAGUACGAGCCUCACUCGGACGACUUCUUCCCGCUCCGGUACUUCCUGGAACCAUCCUACUACAAGCCCGGUGGCCCUGUUAUCGUCAUCGCCGCCGGCGAAGUCACCGCCGAGUACCGCAAGCCGCUGCUCAGCGACAGCGUCGGCGCGCUCCUUGCCCGCGCCACCUCCGGCCUCCUGCUCGUGCUCGAGCACCGCUACUACGGCAGCAGCUUCCCCGUGUCGGACCUGUCCGGCAGCAACUACCGCUUCCUCACCACUGAGCAGGCCGUAGCCGACGCCGCCUACUUUGCGCAGCACGCGCAGUUUCCGGGGCUGGAGGACCAGAACCUCACGUCGGCGAGCACGCCGUGGAUCAUCUACGGCGGGUCGUACGCGGGCGCGUUCGCGGCGAUCGCGAGGAAGCUACACCCGGACGCGUUCUGGGGCGCCAUCUCGUCCUCGGGGGUGACGAGGGCCGUGUACGACUACUGGGAGUACAACGAGGCGGCGCGGCUGUUCGCACCGGGCGACUGCGGGCCGACCAUGGCCAACAUGACGUACGUGGUGGACACGGCGCUGUUCAGCAGCGACAGCAGCAAGUCCGGCACGAUUAAGGGUUUGUUUGGGUCCAGCUCUUCGGUCAGCGACGCGGACUUUGGGUCGAGUAUUGCGCAUCCGUCGUCGGCGAUGCAGGACGAGAGCUGGGUUCAGGGCGGGAGCGACACGACGCUCGACAGGUACUGCGCGACCAUCACGUCGGGGCAGCUGGCGUACCCGGGGCUGGAGCGCAGCCGGGCGACGGCGGAGCAGCUGGUGCAGGACGCCGGGCUAGACAAGGGCAGCGCGACGACGCUGCUCAACUACGUCGGCCUGCAGGGGCGCUCCAACCAGAAGCGACUGCGAGCAGCUCAGGUACAGCAACGAAGCGCGCAGCUCAGCGACGGCGGCAGCUGGUACUACCAGACAUGCACCCAAUGGGGCUUCUUCAUCUCCGGAUCCGGCGUCCCGGCCAGUACGCGCGGCAUCCUCUCCCGCGCCGUGACGCUCGACUACGCGGCGGGCGGGUGCCAGCAGUCCUUUGGCGUGGCCGGCCCGCCCAACGUGGACUCGAUCAACAAGUUGGGCGGCGUCAACUUCUCGUACCCGCGGGUGGCCGUCAUCGACGGGAAGCAGGACCCGUGGCGCGCCGCGACGCCGCACCGCAUCGGCGAGAACGCGGACCGCCAGAGCACCACGGAGCAGCCCUUCAUCCUGAUCGACCCGGCGACGCACCACUGGGACGAGGACGACGUGCCGGCGAGCCAGUACAAGCCGGGGUACCCGCCGAAGCAGAUUGUCGACGUGCACGACCAGGAGGUGGCGUUUGUCAAGGCCUGGGUCAAGGAGUUUCACGAUUCUAAAAGUGGCUCUUCGUAG